CAUAUGAGUGCCGAUCUAGGUAGCUCCUGACUCCAUGUUGUUACGGCGAACGAAAACUCCAGAGCAGGAAGUUUCCCACAUUCUGGCGGGAAUGAUCUUCGUACGUUUAUUGGAAUUCGAUGGCACGUUAACUGCAACGAAUCGGCUGAAUGCGCGCGAAAUGUCAGUUUUGCUCCACGACGUCGAUCGGCUUUGAUCGUCGCCUAGUUUUAAGACCGAUUCCAAUCGCGACCAUUGUUUCGUUAUGAUCGCAGCCGAGAAAAUUUGAACGUGAACCGGCUACAUCGGUCUUUUGUUUAAAUGCAGCUUCACUCAACAUUUCGUGAUCGAUUCUCGAGACAUGGAACAUAGCACGACGAAUGUGAAGAAGAGGAACACUGAGAAUCCCGACGAGCACUCGGCUAAACGCUGCAAGCGUACCGAUAAUGAGAAUGAUGUAGAACAGUGUGCAGCUGGAAAAGUGAAAAAGAUUCGUCUUCGUAACUUUAUGUGUCAUGCAGCGUUGGAAAUAGAAUUAAAUGAAAAUGUUAAUUUUAUUGUGGGACGUAAUGGUAGUGGCAAAAGUGCCAUACUAACAGCACUAACUGUUGGACUUGGGGCAAGAGCAAAUGUUACCAGCAGAGGAGCUUCGGUGAAAGAGUUUAUAAAAAAAGGCGAGGCCUCUGCAACUAUUGAAAUAACUUUAUCGAAUGAGGGAGAUGGAGAAUACAAACAUGAUAUUUAUGGUAAUGUUAUUAUAGUUACACGUCUUAUUGGACCAACAUACUCAGCGUAUAAAAUUAAGAAUUGGAAAGGGGAGAUCAUCUCGACAAAACGAGAUGAAUUGGAGAACAUUGUAACAUCGAUGAAUAUACAAAUCGACAAUCCAAUAUCUGUCCUGAAUCAAGAUGUGUCGAGAACAUUUCUAAUUAAUUCUAAACCUGAAGAAAAGUACAAUCUAUUUAUGAAAGCUACUCUCUUAGAUAUGAUAGAAAAUAAUUAUAUAGAAGCUCUGAAGAUAUGUGAGGAAGAGAACGAAAAAUUGGAUCAAUAUUAUGAGACAAUGUCGCAGAUAAAGUCAGAGAUAGAGAAAUUAAAGGACAAUAUAUCUAAAGUAGAGAGCAUGGACGAGUCGCGUGCGGAAUUGACAAAUCUGGAAAAUGAACUUCCGUGGGCUAUUGUUAGUGAAGAGGAGAUAAAACUUAACAAGAUUCAACAAACUUUAAACACGCAUGAAGCCAACCUGAAAGAGUUACAAGCUACGGAGUCAUCCGUGGGAUCGGUGAAUGAGAAAAUCGACAGCAAGAUCAAGGAAAUAGAAGAAAAGAUCCAGCGAGCUGGGCAAGAAAGGGAGGAUAUCGAACAAACGUAUAUAAGUGUACAAGCAAAGCAUACAGCUGCGAAGGAGGCAUAUUUCAGCAAACAGCGCGAAUGGCGAUCCGUAGAGAACCAGGUCAAACGAUUCGAGGACGAUAUUGGUUUACUAAUGGCUGAAAUUCAAAAAUUAGAAAAUUGCAACGACGAACAAUACAACCAGAGGAAGGUGAUGGAAGAGACGCUGUCAAAGUUAGAUGAAAAACUGGACGAACUCGAAGCCUCGAUGCGCACGAAGCAAACCGAAUUGAUGCACUUGGAGGCCGACAAUAUGCGACUCUUGCAAGAAAAGCAGUCAGUCAAGAUCGAAUUGGACAAUCACGCUGCGUGCAUACGCAAACUCGAAAGGAAUUUGAACGGGUUCAAACAAACGGAUAACGCGCUGAGCGUAUAUGGGCCUAACAUACCGCGUCUGCUGAGGAGAAUUGAGGAGGAGUGUAAGAAAGGACGAUUCAAAGAAAAGCCACGUGGUCCUAUCGGUGCUAACAUAAAGCUGAAGAAUAAAGAAUGGAUACCGGCGGUAGAAAGUUAUCUAGGUCGCCAUACUCUUAACACGUUUUGCGUGGACAAUAGCCAGGACGCUAAAUUGUUGACUAGUAUUAUGAAGGAAAUCUUCCACAACGAGAAACUACCACAAAUCAUAACCAGCAAGUUCUACCAUCGGAUACAUGACGUUAGUCGUCACUGUACGCAAUCGUCGACGUAUUCUAACUUGCUGGACGCGAUGGUCAUAGACGAUCCAAUCGUGGCUAACUGCUUAAUCGAUCAGCGUGAAGUCGAGUGCAUACUCCUCAUACCGACGAACCAGGAAGCCUGUCAGAUAAUGUCGAACGCGACGAAGGUGCCGAAGAAUUGCAAGAGAGCGUUCACUCAGCAAGGCGAUACCUACUUUCCCGAUCCGAAUUACAGGACGUAUGGCGGCAGGUGCGAACGCCCGAAGUUGCUUCAAGUCUCCACCAAGGAAGCGAUGCAAACACUGAAGGAAGAGCUCGAGCUAGCGGAAGGUGUAAGUCGAGAGACGAGGACCGCGUAUAUCGCUAUCUGCGAGAAGGAAGAGCGCACCAAAUCCGCACUGACCAACGUGAACGCGAACGUCAAGAAAUUGAAAGACUUACAGAGACGUUACAAAGAACAGAUUGAUAACUUGAAGGAUAAACUCGAGAUGAAUAACGGCACGUCCACCGACGUCUUCCGGAACGAGAUCACGGAGCUCGAGAAGAAGAUGGUGCAGCAAAAGGUCAAGGAGGAGGUUCUAGCUGCGAAAGUGCAGGAGCUCCAGAAUAACGUUAAAUCCCUCGAAGACGAUGUUAAGCGUUACAGGAAUUUGAUAAACGACGCGAGCAUAGUGAUCGAGCCUCUCAAUGAACAAAUAGCAGAGCUCACGCAGGAGAAGAACAGUCACCGCUUCGAGACGCAACGCUCCGCACGGAAAUUGCAGGUGGUCCAGCAAGCCGUGCAAACCACGAUGGCGAAAUUUGCAAUACAAGAAAGAGCCACGAGGGCAGCAAUUAACGACGCCGAGAAAAAAUGUCCCAGGAUAGACACUACCAAAACGAAAAAACGUAUCAAGGAUUUAAUGGCGGAUUUAAGGAACAAGAUUUGCGAAAUAGAGCAUCAAUAUGGCAGUGUGGAUGACUUGAAGAAACACUUGCAGGAGAAAGAGGAGAAGUACGGAUCGAACAUCGAAUUCAUGACUAAAUUGAAGGAAAGUUGCGAGAAACACAUCGAACGGGUGAAGCGUCGGCACGCUGUGUACGAGGAAUUGAGGCAGUUGUAUGGCGUUCACAUACAGAAGUCCUUCAAAGACGUACUCGCUUUGAGGCACUAUAAGGGUGACAUGAUGAUCGACCACACGAACAAGGUGCUCAAUUUGAACGUGAGCGCACGAGCCGAUAACAGCUCCAACAAAGACAACCGAUCACUCUCGGGAGGCGAGCGAUCUUAUUCAACCGUCGCGUUCAUCCUGGCCAUUUGGGAGUGUAUCAAACUACCCUUCUAUUUUCUCGACGAGUUCGAUGUAUUUAUGGAUAAGGUGAAUCGACGUGUGAUCAUGGAUAUAUUAUUGGAUCACACUAAGACGCAUUCGGAAAGUCAGUUCUGUUUCCUAACACCUUUAGACACGUCGAGCAUUUCCACCGAAGAUUACUUAACAAUUCACCAGUUGCAACCACCGGAGAGGAGGGGGCUGAGUCAAUAAACGUUUACCAUUAUUAUUAUUAUUAUUAUUAUUAUUAUUAUUAUUAUUACCACAUCGUUAGUUUAUUUUCUCUCAGUUCUCUCCCUUUCAAUUUUGAUGCAGUAUCUUGUUUUGUUCUACAUGAAGUCCAGUGAAUAUAUGUGUUUUGUUUUCGUAUGCAAUUGCACUCAUAUACCUCGUUAUCUAAUCGAAAGUAUUUAUUUACAUUGUACGAUAUUGUUCUCGUAGGUAAGCUUCUAAGUGUUUAUAUUUCUUUCUUCUCCGUAUAAUUUGUAAGAUACGAAGUCAGAAAUCCGAACGUGAAAAACCUGCUCAUUGAAUGUGAUGUGAAAACUGUAUGUACGAUAUCUAACAUUCUACUAGAUAGGCGGGUUCCACUUAACGUUCAUAACGAUUACGAGCAUCGUUCUGUCUUUUUUCUUUUUUGUUUAACAUCCAAGAAAAAUAAGGAUAGAAUGAUGCUCGCGAGCGUUAAGUGGAACGCGCUCUACGUGUUACAUGUAAUGUACUCUCUAGGUAUUCGAGGAAAAGAAAAAAAAUAUGGCCCGCGACAAAAUUAUUUUACAUACAAAAUUUUCCACGAUGUACAUCGUAUUGACUCACAUUAUUCGGUGUACAUCGACAGGUGAGAGAGCUUUCGUCGCAGGCGUACUAAAAUAAAGAAACAAAGGUAUCUCUUUUUAUACCGCAGAAAUUUUUAUACCACCGAAUAAAAACUCAAUGUAUAGAUA
Dinoponera quadriceps is the source of this 4281-nucleotide messenger RNA. RefSeq names its product structural maintenance of chromosomes protein 6 (gene SMC6). Gene Ontology annotation, biological process: double-strand break repair via homologous recombination. Gene Ontology annotation, cellular component: nucleus; Smc5-Smc6 complex; site of double-strand break. Lineage: Eukaryota; Metazoa; Arthropoda; Insecta; Hymenoptera; Formicidae. Gene Ontology annotation, molecular function: damaged DNA binding; single-stranded DNA binding. The record is from RefSeq and is a predicted model, not a curated record. The coding region runs from base 341 to 3550 and encodes 1069 amino acids. The transcript has 19 exons.